Messenger RNA from Aedes aegypti (yellow fever mosquito), 509 nucleotides. Its product is annotated as cytochrome c oxidase assembly factor 5. The transcript is spliced from 3 exons. Gene Ontology annotation, biological process: mitochondrial respiratory chain complex IV assembly. Gene Ontology annotation, cellular component: mitochondrion. Lineage: Eukaryota; Metazoa; Arthropoda; Insecta; Diptera; Culicidae. The record is from RefSeq and is a predicted model, not a curated record. The coding region runs from base 141 to 389 and encodes 82 amino acids.
AACUGUCAAAACAUUGUGCAACUUUUCGGAGUGUUUGCCAUCAUUGUGCCACAAUCGGCUGUUUUCCACAAGAAAACCGUAUAAUUUCGUCAAAUUCAUAUAUUUUGUUUCGUUUCAUCCCACCCGAAACCGCUUUUAAAAUGAUGCGCUACGAGGGAACCCAGAAGCUGGCGGACGAAUCGGCCUGCGCCCGAGUUCGAGCCGAUUUGAAGAUGUGCCUGCUGCAGAGCGAUUGUUGCAAGAAGGAACGCAAACUUCCCCGCGAGUGCCUGUCCCGCCAGGAUGGAUCCGUUCCGGACGAAUGCUUUGCCCUGCGGAAUACAUUCUUCGAGUGCAAGCGGUCACUGCUUGACAACCGGCAACGAUUCAGGGGACCAAAGGGAUACUGAAGGGUCACCGAGCGGUUAAAUGUAUAUUUCGCUUUUUCAGUCUUAAGUUAGAGUAAAUUUUGCGUAAUACCUGCUAGGUGAUUGUUGUAAAUUAAAAAUUCAAAUUAGUUCUUAAAAAAA